This is a messenger RNA of Cornus florida, 1071 nucleotides long. RefSeq names its product transcription factor WER-like. The transcript has 3 exons. The coding region runs from base 404 to 1060 and encodes 218 amino acids. NCBI's taxonomy places the organism in Eukaryota, Viridiplantae, Streptophyta, Magnoliopsida, Cornales, Cornaceae. The record is from RefSeq and is a predicted model, not a curated record.
UUCUUUCUUUCUAUUUCCUUUCACACUUCUUCUUCUUUUCCUUGUUUUUUUUUUGUUUUUUUAACCGAACAAAGUUUAAUUUAAUACAAUUCGAAGUCCUAUUGAUGUUGAAAUCGAAAGUACACACACUUUAUUGAACACUGAAAUAGAAUCUUUUUUUUUUUUUUUUUGAAUGGUCACUGAAAUAGAAUCUUCAUAAACUAUAUAUUCACAACUAUAUAUAUACACAAAAGGCUAUACAUAUUACAGCCAGGAAUUGACCAAACAUCUAACCUCGAACCACAACACACACUCUCUCUCUCUUACACAAAAGGCUAUACAGCCAGGAACCAAACAUCUAACCUACAACACAACACACACACACACACACUCUCUCUCUCUAGUUUUAGUUUGCGUUAAGCCCAUGGAAGGAGGUCAUGGAUACAAAAAAGGGCUGUGGUCAGAAGAAGAAGAUAGAAUUCUCAUGGAGUACGUAAGAGUGCAUGGAAAAGGAAAGUGGAAUUCUGUUGCCAAAAUGACAGGUUUGAAGAGGGGUGGGAAGAGUUGCAGGUUAAGGUGGAUGAAUUAUCUAAGUCCUACUGUAAACCGCGGGGAUUUUUCAGAGCAAGAAAAUGACCUCAUCAUUCGCCUUCAUAAUCUCCUAGGAAACAGGUGGUCUUUAAUUGCUGGGCGCGUGCCAGGGCGAACUGACAAUCAAGUGAAGAACCACUGGAACACCCAUUUGAGCAAGACGCUCGGGGUGAAGAAGACGAAAACCAAGGUUAGAGUUUCUUCACGAGCAACCUCAAAAAUAGGGAACAAGUAUAGUGUUCCCAUUGAAGUCACAAAUUCUAAGUCACGUUGUGACGAUAAUGGCAGAGUUGAUCAAGAUCAAAAUGUCAUUGAAGGUGGCUCUGAGAGCGCGGUUAGGUUCUGUGACGUAGAAGAACCAAAGAUUAAUAAUGGAGAUUAUAAUGAGAGUUCUUUGUGGUUUUCUAGUGAUGAUUAUAGUCUAAACACCCCUAGCUUGACGGAACUCUUUGACCAGUGUACUCCUGAUUUUGUUUGGCAUGGCUUGUAAACUUAAUUAGU